GCGAGCAGGUAGAGAGUGUCAAUGAGAUCCCAGGGGAGCGAGAGACAGUCCGGGAGGCAGACUUUGGGGACGGUGUCGUAACUGUACACGGCGUCUCUUCACUUUACCAACUUUAAAUGGAGAUCACGCGGAGUUUGGACCACUCUUAUCCCGUACUUUUUGGAGUGUUCCUACUGUGUAAUCUCUGAUGAUUUUGAUAAACAAUUCAUUUUCCCUCAGUGCUCUCGGGAGGAUCGUCUCUAAUUUCUUACAGUGCAGCGGAGGCACUGAACUCAGAGAAUAGCCUGUGUGUGUGUGUGUCUGUGUGUGUGUGUGUGUGUUUUUACAGUGAGUUGGUUUAAAUGAGGAGCGACUGGAGAGAAUAAGUUGAUGGGUUGGUUAGAGAAGUCGCUUUGGUUUCGGACCCAUAAUCACCAAGUACGUGAAGCAAGGCAGCGGUGCGUUUGCUCGGGUUAAUAAUUAGAGAGAGCGGGGUAGCCUGCUGCAUUUAACAACUUCGAGGAUUAUUUUUCGCAACUCCUUAGUUGUAAAAAUAUUACCCAACUUUUUGGCACUGCGCUAUCUGUCAACAUGCCUCCUAACUCUCCGACGGCAACCUGCCCCCCCGCCUUUGAAGUUCAAGUUGUCGCUCCGUUGCGUUUUUGUGGAUGUAUCCAGAAAAUGUGGCGCCCACAGGAUGUGCUAUCUUCUGACGCUUCUGUUUGUGUGUUUGGUUAUUAUAAGGUACAGUGACUGGCGUACACUGUAAUAUUAAUAACAAUAAAGAACAGCAGUUUGGAUACUGAUGAAGAUUGACGCACUGUUGCCAGGACGUGCCCUUCUGGGAGAGGAUACAGCAGCUCCAUAACGCAAACACUUUCCAUUAGUUGUGUAUCUCAUGAGGACCAGGCUGUUGGAAACCAAUGCACACUUCAAGCUCUGAGACAGCACUGCGUGUGUCUGUGAGCGUGCAGUGUUUCUAUGACACUGGAUAAAAGUUCAUUCAAGCUUCUUGUAGCUCGGUUUUCUCUGAGGAUUGUUCCAUGGGGACUGGCCACUGAGUAGCCUAAUCUGCAUUUUCUAUAACGUGUGGAGUUUCAAUGUAACUGGUGCUGAAUGGAAGUUUUAGGACAUUCAACCGUGAGUUAUGAUGGCAGACCUUCAGCUUUAAAAGUUUGGAUUGGAUCUGUUUAGCAGUAGUCGAGAAGAAGUGGGACAUCUACUUUGUCCGUUUGUUUUUCCGCGGUGCUUGCCUGCUUUGAAGUCCACCAUGUGCGGCCGGGCCCCGCCGCUACAGCCGAGGCCAUGAUCGUCCCCCAGCGGCGCCUGGCCGGGCUCUGGCCGUGGCUGCUCAUGGCGGCCCUGCAGGUGGUGCUGGGCCAGCCGGGCCUGGAGUCCGAGCGGCCGGCCCUCCGAGCUGUCAUCAAGGUGGCACUGCUGAAUCAUGAGCUGACGGGGAAGACCAUCACCUUGCAAGGGUUGUUCGUGGGAGGAAGUGCCGGCUACGCGGAGGGAAAACUCAUGCAGUAUCACCCUCUGUCUCUGUGCAACACAAGCGAGGAUGAACGACAAGAGAGUGACUUCAUCACCAUUGUCAAACUGGAGCACAGGGUACCCCGCUGUCUGCCGCUGCUCGAUAAGGCUCGCAUGGCAUUGGACAAAGGAGCUCAGGCUGUUAUCUUCGAUGUCAGUGACGAUGCCAACGCUGCUGCUGAGCUGCGAGAAACCGACUCCCUUCCCCGUCCAGUCGUGCUGGUGGAGGCGGAGGAUGCUGAGGAGCUGAUGGGUUUGGUCAACAAGAACGAAGAGGCCAAAGUUCGUAUUGAGAUCAUGGGGGAGCAGCCUACAUGGCCACAUUACGAUGUGGGGAUCCUGCUCACCAUUGUCCUAGCUAUUCUGACCAUCGUCCUGAUAUUUGCUUUCCGCUACAAGUGCAAGUCCAACAGGACCUGGGACUCCGUCCAUCAGCAGACCAUGCGGGCCAUUAGUCGAUUGGAGACCAAAACCUACAGCUCCCAGGGCUGCUCGGGCUCUCAGCACCACCAGGCACCCUGGGGGUCGGGCAGCAGCUCCAACUCGAGCCCUGUAUGUGCUAUCUGCCUGGAGGACUUCCAGGACGGCCAGCAUUUGAGGAUCAUCUCCUGCGCUCAUGAGUUCCACAAAGAGUGCGUCGACCCCUGGCUGCUACAACACCGCACCUGUCCCCUCUGUAUGCACAACAUCAUGGGGACGGAGCGGCAGCCCCAGAGGAACAGACUCCAGCAGAGUGUGGAGCAAAGCCAGAGUUUCCUUCACUCUCAGCCUUACAGCAGCCCACGCAACCACCCCUUCCCCCAGCACGCCAUCCCCUUCUCCAUGAGGCCCCACUAUCCUCGUGGACCCUCUGGACAUUAUCCCACCCUGGGCCACUACACCAGCUCUUCUCCCAUGGAUGCCCAAACACUACGUUUCCUAACCAGCAGGCCGCUUGCGUCCGGCUGUGGGUACCACCUUCCUGCAGAAGGCCCAGGGAGGCCCCACAGGAUUGGAGGUAACUGCAGGACUUCCACCCACCACUACGCAUCACGUCGGCCCUGCCACAACUAUAGGUCAUCCUGUCCGGCCCAGCGCAGCGCAUCCAGCUCAAGACUGCAGCACACGGCCUCCGUCACACAACAGCCGCGUGGAGCGCCGGCCCACAGCCGGCAGGACGACGCCAGCUGCUCGGGUGGCAGCUACCACACGGAACGCAGCGGGUACUUGGCCGAUGGGCCCGCCAGUGACUCCAGCUCAGGACCAUGCCACGGCUCCUCCAGCGACUCAGUUCUCAAUUGUACUGACGUGUCCCUGCAGGGGGUUUAUGGCAGCUGGUCCACCUUCCGUAGCUCUCUGAGCAGUGAUUAUGAUCCGUUUGUGUAUUACGGGCCAGGGCCUGGGCGCGCCCCUCGCAGGAACAGCCUGGAGGCCGAUGCCCAGGCCCGGCCCAGGUCUCUGGAUUCUGUGGUGAACAAAGCAGGCUGCCCCGAGGAGCAGCCGCAGACUGUGUUUAGCCACAUCCACUUCCACCGCCACAGACACCACCACUAUGAGGAGGGGGAGCACAGCCAGGGCCCGAGCAGAGGCUCGGACGAGGAGCAGGGGGGCGCUGCUGCUGCUGCUGCGGCACCUGCUCCUCUAGUCCUGGACAAAGACUUGCCUGUCUGCCCUCCUAAGCACAGCCCCUGCCAGUGCCCAAAGCCAGACCCCACAGAUCGGCCAAGUCCUGGGACUGAGUGUCAGGACCAUGACCUCAACAGCCCUGCAGGACCUCCUGUUUCCUGUCUGGUCCCAUUACAGCUUCAACCCCACUGCUGCCAUCAGGGGCACGGACACCCUCCCGCUCCUCUUGGGCGAGUGGGUGGCUGUGUGCUUGAUGGGCCCUCCGUCCGCUUCCACCAGAGCCUAGAUCUGCAGGACGACCGUAGCAUCCACAUCCACUACGGCCAGGGCCCGGGUUUCUGCUGCUCCCCUCCGGAGCUGCACCCUGCCUUGCUCCCCGUGCCCCUCAUCCUGGACUCUGGAGGUAUGGAGGACUGGCCUUGCUAUGCCGGGGCCCAUGUUGUGUGGCAAAAGCGGGUGCAGCAGGCCCGCUCAGAGCCUCAGCUCUUGGGGCCCGGGACCUCUAUGGACAGGCCACCCUGCAGGUUCCAGCACGGCCCUGGUGCCGACCGCAACACAGACAUUUGUUUGUACUGCCAAACACUACACUACAAUCAGGGAUCAGAAGAGGAGUCUGGCGUGUGAAAACUUGUUGCAUCCCCGUUAUCCCGCUGCUACACCGGAGCCAGAAUGGACAAGCCUCUCGUUUCUUCCACAUAAUUCCACCAGCAAUGCCUUGGUUCAGCCGAUUCCC
Etheostoma spectabile (orangethroat darter) is the source of this 3850-nucleotide messenger RNA. It is a transcript of the gene rnf43, whose product is annotated as ring finger protein 43. The record is from RefSeq and is a predicted model, not a curated record. Lineage: Eukaryota; Metazoa; Chordata; Actinopteri; Perciformes; Percidae.